This is a messenger RNA of Cloeon dipterum, 1750 nucleotides long. RefSeq names its product tubulin beta chain-like. Gene Ontology annotation, cellular component: microtubule; cytoplasm. Gene Ontology annotation, biological process: microtubule cytoskeleton organization; mitotic cell cycle. NCBI's taxonomy places the organism in Eukaryota, Metazoa, Arthropoda, Insecta, Ephemeroptera, Baetidae. The record is from RefSeq and is a predicted model, not a curated record. Gene Ontology annotation, molecular function: structural constituent of cytoskeleton; GTP binding; GTPase activity. Bases 102 to 1439 code for a protein of 445 amino acids. The transcript has 3 exons.
UACUUCUUUCCACUGCAUAUAAAAGCUGAAAUUUCCACUCUAGCCUUGUAGCAGACAAACUAUUGAUUAAGUCACAUAUAUUACCACUAGAAACAAGGAAAAUGAGGGAAAUCGUUCACCUUCAGGUCGGCCAGUGCGGAAAUCAAAUCGGUGCUAAGUUCUGGGAAAUCAUCUCUGACGAGCACGGCAUUGACCCCACCGGCGCUUACCAUGGAGACAGCGAGCUGCAACUCGAAAGGAUUGACGUCUACUACAAUGAAGCCUCUGGAGGCAAAUACGUGCCCAGGGCAGUCCUUGUGGAUCUUGAGCCUGGCACCAUGGACUCCGUCAGGUCGGGACCAUUUGGCCAGCUCUUCAGGCCAGACAACUUUGUCUUCGGACAGAGCGGCGCCGGCAACAACUGGGCCAAGGGCCACUACACAGAAGGCGCUGAGCUUGUUGACUCAGUUUUGGAUGUAGUGAGGAAAGAGGCUGAGGGCUGCGACUGCCUGCAGGGAUUCCAGCUGACGCACUCUUUGGGUGGUGGCACCGGCUCCGGCAUGGGCACCCUCCUCAUCUCCAAGAUCAGGGAGGAGUACCCCGACAGGAUCAUGAACACAUACUCAGUCGUCCCCAGCCCUAAGGUGUCAGACACUGUAGUUGAGCCAUACAACGCCACCCUCUCGGUGCACCAGUUGGUCGAAAACACUGACGAGACCUACUGCAUUGACAACGAGGCCCUUUACGACAUCUGCUUCAGGACUCUCAAGCUGGCCACCCCAACUUACGGUGACCUGAACCAUCUCGUCUCCUUGACCAUGUCCGGUGUCACCACCUGCCUCCGAUUCCCUGGCCAGCUGAACGCUGACCUCCGCAAGUUGGCCGUCAAUAUGGUGCCUUUCCCCCGCCUCCACUUCUUCAUGACUGGUUUCGCUCCGCUGACCUCCAGAGGCAGCCAGCAGUUCAGGGCUUGCACCGUUCCAGAGCUGACCCAGCAGAUGUUUGACGCCAAGAACAUGAUGGCCGCUUGCGACCCCAGACACGGCCGCUACCUGACGGUGGCCGCCAUCUUCCGUGGCCGCAUGUCAAUGAAGGAGGUUGAUGAGCAGAUGCUGAACAUCCAGAACAAGAACAGCAGCUACUUCGUGGAAUGGAUUCCCAACAACGUCAAGACCGCCGUGUGCGACAUUCCGCCAAGAGGCCUCAAGAUGGCUGCCACAUUCAUUGGCAACUCGACCGCCAUCCAAGAGCUGUUCAAGCGCAUCUCUGAGCAGUUCACCGCCAUGUUCAGGCGCAAGGCCUUCUUGCAUUGGUACACGGGCGAGGGCAUGGAUGAGAUGGAGUUCACCGAGGCUGAGAGCAACAUGAACGAUCUCGUCUCCGAGUACCAGCAGUACCAAGAGGCUGCUGUGGAUGAUGAUGCUGAGUUUGAUGAGGAGCCGGAAAUUGAAGAGGAUUAAUGCUGUCAAUAAAAAAGACGUCCCCUAUUAUGACAGAAUCGCUGAUAAAGGCAGUGAUUUCUAAUCAUGUUUAAUAUUGUGGUAUGACUUAGUUUGGUAGGUUGGGCGGCAACAGCAGGUAUGGCCAAUUAAAAGUAUUUUAAAUCAGCGACUGUUCGGCUUAGUCUUGUUAAAUUUUCUGGUAUUGUUCUUGCAGUCAAGCGACCAUGUUAAUGAAUUUAAGUAAUGCAUUCCAAAUUUUUUUCGAACUGACUGAAGAUCAUCUGUGGUUAUCGCAUCAGCUAUUUUGAAAUAAAUCCUCUUUUAUAUCA